AUGCAUAAUUACCAUUUAGAUAGAGGACCUCCACGAGCUGCUUUUAAAGUUGACAUUCAAAAAGCUUACGAUACGGCUGACUGGGUUUUUCUUUAUGACAUUUUGGUCGGCUUUGGAUUUUAUGCUCGAAUGAUUAAUUGGAUUAUGGAAUGUGUGUCUACCACUUCCUACUCUCUUACUAUCAAUGGUAAUUUGCAUGGGUUCUUUUAUGGUCGGAGGGGUUUAAGACAAGGGGAUCCUCUAUCUCCUUACCUUUUUACCCUUGUCAUGGAGAUUCUUACUCUGAUUAUUCAUCAAAAUGUUAGAAAUUCGGACUCUUUUUAUUUUCAUCCUCAUUGUGAAGAAAUCAACAUUGUUAAUUUAUGUUUUGCUGAUGAUCUUUUUAUCUUUAUAAGGGGGGAUGUGGAGUCGGCAAAGGUUGUUAUGGAUUCCCUUGAUGAAUUUAAGAUGGUUUCGGGCUUAACACCGAGUAUCGCUAAAAGUACAGCUUUCUUUUGUAAUGUACUUAAUCAUGUAAAGUUAGCUAUACUUGAUGUGCUAACAUUUGAGGAAGGGCUAUUACCGGUUAAAUAUUAUGAGAGGGUUUUAUGGAGUCAGGGCACGUUGAAGAAAGGUAAAGUUAAAGUGACAAGGGAUAGUGUUUGUCUUCCAAAAGAAGAGAGGGGCCUUGGUGUUCAGAAAUUAGAACAGUUUAAUGUUGCUUUGAUUGCAGGUCAUAUUUGGCGGCUCCUUACUUUGAAUACUUUAAUUGACAAGGUAUCUCCUAGAUUAAUUGCUAAUGCUGGUUUUCAAUUAAAUGCACGAGUGUUGGAUGUGGUGGUUAAUAAUUCUUGGACCUGGCCGAUCUCUUGGGCUGAUCGUUUUGAUCCUGGUACUCCUCCAAUUCUUUAUCCAGAAAGGCAGUUGUUAAAUGGAAAGAUCGUGAGGCAAUGUAUACCGAAGCAUUCUUUUAUUUUGUGGUUGGCGGUGCUUCGAAAGCUAAAGACUCAAGAUGUUUUAAGGUCGUGGGAUGUUCGGGACUACACUAAUCAGGACGUGUUAUUAUGCCCUUUGUUUGUUUGGGAUGAUAUUGUCUCGGAGAUAUUGCCUUUUGCUCAUAAGAACUCGAUCAAGAGUGUUGUCACAAAGCUUCUCUUUACGGCAGCCGUUUAUUAUAUUUGGCGUGAACGAAAUUCAAGGUUAUUUGCUCAAAAGAAGAGGGCGCCUGAUCAACAUGCUGAUGCUAUUAUUCAUACUUGGUAUAGGUGCCUUGUAAAUGUGUCUCUCUCACUGGUACAUGGACAAGCUGAUGUGCCUGUUUGA
Molecule: messenger RNA, 1302 nt
Organism: Erigeron canadensis
Lineage: Eukaryota; Viridiplantae; Streptophyta; Magnoliopsida; Asterales; Asteraceae
Exons: 6
Coding region: 1-1302 (433 amino acids)
Source: RefSeq, a predicted model, not a curated record